Drosophila takahashii is the source of this 2688-nucleotide messenger RNA. RefSeq names its product Transmembrane protein 214 (gene Tmem214). Lineage: Eukaryota; Metazoa; Arthropoda; Insecta; Diptera; Drosophilidae. Gene Ontology annotation, cellular component: endoplasmic reticulum; Golgi apparatus. The record is from RefSeq and is a predicted model, not a curated record.
UCGGCUUGUUGCUUUUUAUUCUGCCGGCCGCCUGCAUUUGACAAUUCAAUUUAAUUCCACCAAUUAACGCAGCUGCACUCAAGAUGUCGGAACAAUGGGAGGUGGUCUCCAAGUCGCGCAAGCAGAAGAAUCUGGACAAGAAGGUGAUCGCCCACACGGAGCAGAAGCGGAUUGCGGCCCAGCUGCCGAAACUGGAGGAGCUGUUGCCAACUCAGCGAUAUCGCAAUCUGUUCGGCUCCAGCAGCAGCAACAACAACAACAAGUCGCACUCCCCCGCGAAAUCCAGUUCAAGUGCCUCGUCCUCAUCGAAAGCCAAUAAAUCGCCUGUGAAGAAGAACGCCGUGAAGAACGCUAGUGCCUCGACAUCGACUCAGAAGAAGUCGUCCACGUCGUCCGCGGUGGCCAAGCCGAAGACCCUGGAGCUGGCCUUGAGGAACAUCACCCGGGACGACUUUGCCGCCCAACUGGAGCAGGUUAAGCUCAGUUGUCCUGGCUCCGAGCUGCGCUGGCUGAGUCACAUUGCCCAGUACUUCAAUGGCGCCCUCUCCUACGACUGCGAUCCCAUCUUCUCCGGCCGCUCGGCCCAGUACCCCAGCAACUUGGCCAGUGCCUCGCUUAAGUAUUCCGUUGUGGAGUUCCUGGGCAGCGUUGGCGAGCAGAACCUGGAGUACUUCUUCUACUCCCUGCUGGACAGCAUGGCCACGGAUCUGAACAACAACCAGACGGUGGCCGGCUACAAGCUGGUGCUCCAGCUGAUCGGUCAGAACUGGCCGAGUAUUUGCUCAAGGAACCUGGCCAAGACUGCGUUGCUGCGGAACUCCUACCAGAACCGCAGCAACAUCUGCCUUAGCAUUCUUUGGGCCAUUGGCCAGGGCGGCUACCAAUCGCUGAACGAGGGCGUCAGGGUGUGGCAUAACCUGAUGCUGCCCAACAUGGAGCUGAAGCAGUACACCAAGUUCGUGGUGGAGUACAUGGAGCGGGCUCUGAGUGCAGCUGCCGCCCGGAAGCCGGCGGACCCGCUGCUACUCAACCAGCAGGAGUUCUUCGCCACCUACAAUGCCCUGAAUGCGUCCUACAACAACCUGCCGAAGGAGUGGCAGCAAAGUCUGAAGCGAAGUGCACGCUUGUUGCUCCAAAACUAUAUCGACAGUCCCGUGAAGCAUGCCAAUAUAUUUCUGACGCUCUUCCGCGAGAUAAGUGCAUCCUCCAAGCAGAACAACGAGAUCGAAGGCUGUAUUAGUUGCCUGCUCAGCAGCGGCCGAGACGAUUGCCUCAGAGUGUGGCGCAUGAACUACAAAAAGCAACCGCUGCCUAGUCUAUUGCUACUGAGAGCUAUAGACGAGAAUUGGCCCACGUCUACACACAAAUUGGCUACGUCGCCUGUAUACCACUCAUUUCUACAAGAUGUAGAGAAUCUGAACGAAGAACUUCAGGCCAGCAAGCGCAAAGACGGCAACUUCGAAUGCUUAAAAGAAGUAUUGCUGAGUGUCCAGGAGAAGAGCAGCGCUCAGCAGAAGAAGAACAAACAGAAUGCUGCUGCACAGAAAAAGAAAUGCGGAUGCUGCAAGUGGACGUUGGGCAGCCUCUUCAUCAUUGCCCUGAUUGCCGGAGCUCUCUACUACGACACCGAGGUCAACGGCAAGGGGGUGUUCGAGAAAUCGGCCACCGGCAAGGUGCUGAAGAACGCCGGAGUGCUGCCGCACGUGCAGAAGACCUGGUACACGGUUAUGAGCGCCGGAGCACGGGGCUACAAGUGGGCGGAGGUGAAUGUCCCGCCGUACGCAGAGCCGGCGAUCAAGACCACCGGCGACCUGUGGAAGCUGGCGAGGAAUGCGGCCUGCAACGUUUACCAGAACGGCAAGGGAUACUUCGGCGCAAAGUGGCCCGUUGUGGCCAAAUUCAUUGACCAAUACGUGCCCAAUUUGUCUGGCAAGAUCGAAGCCUUUGCCGCGGGCGUCAGCGAUUUUGCCGUCAGCAGCUACGACAAGUCUGCCGCGCUCGUUAAGGAAAAGGUGCUUGUUGGCCGUCUCUCGCCCGAGAACAUCAAUCAGGCGCUGAACCAGACGCGUAACGUGGCCUUGGAGUUCUACAACCAGUUUCACAAAAAGGUCGACGCAUACGCCAAGCUCAAAUGAUUCUAAGCGUCAGGCACGCUUACCACCUCUCUAACAGCAACAUCAUCAGCAGCUGCAGCAGAAGCAAACACAAAACGCGUCAUAGUAAAUAGUGAAGGAAACCCUAAUUUUUCGCAAUUAGUUAAAAAACCGGAAAAUGUUCUAUCAGUCGAAACUCAAGAAGCCAUUCACAUUCAUUAACAACUUCUCGUCAGUCUAAUUAAGAAAAAAGCAAUACGAGCAAAUCUUUGUGGAUGCCGAUAGUGUACACUAACAACCUAGUAAAUUCCACCUCUAUACUGAUAAAUUAGUUAAAAACCCGAAAAAAUUUCUGUUGUGCAACAUUUGUUUAAACAUUUUUCUCCAAGAAGAGAAAACAUUAUUUUUAAAUUUGUUUGCAACGGCUAAAGAGUUUUGUAAAAAGGUCUAUCAAAAAAAAUUUUGUAAUUGUAAUUAUUUAAGUGCGUUUUUUGUGGCAAUGCGCGAACUGUUAACUUUAUUGUGUUAACUGAACUUAACAAUUCCAACUGCAUUUUGAAGGCAAACAAUAGAUUCAUAUAUUUUUAUACUUUUA